GAAAGAAGAAGAGGCGGAGCUCGGCAACACUUUACGUUACAUGGCCGUCGAAUAAUAAUUAAAAAAGAUGCCAAAAGUUUUCAUCCGGCGAAACUCAGGAUGAAUGGAACAAGUUACGCGAACUUUGACAACCAGGAACACGUCUUAAAAUUGGGGGAGACGUUCGAGAAGCACCCCAAAAGUGCCUAUCACACUGUGCGAUAUGAUUUCAAACCAGCUUCGAUUGACACGGCCUGUGAAGGUGAUCUGGAAGUUGGCAAAGGAGAGCAAGUCACUAUCACUUUACCCAAUUUAGAGGGUUCUAGUGCCCCAGUGACAGUUUUCAAGGGCUCCAAGCGCUCAUACAUGAAGGAAUGCAUCCUCAUUGUCAACCAUGACACUGGCGAGUACAGACUGGAGAAGCUCAGCAGCAAUAUUGCAGUCAAGAAGACCCGGGCCGAGGGCAGCAGUAAGAUUCAUUCCCGCAUGGAGCAGCAGACCAGUCGUCUGGGCCAGCAGAUGAAGAGCAACAGUAGCGGUAGCAGCGGAGGUGGAAGCAAGAGCUUGGCAGGAUCCAAAAGUUCUCCGCCCAAAGGGAAGACGUCGCCCACAUCGCCCCUGGAUGAUAUCGAGAAAGAGCUGAUGGCGGAGGCUCGCGUCAUGGACCAGAUGAGCAGUGCCAGUUCCUCCAACAGCUCCUCUUCCUCCAGCAGCGAUGACAGCUCCAGCAGCAGUGACUCAGAGGAUGAGCGGGCCGGUGGCACCGGCACCGCCAUGCCCCCGACUUCAGCGGUUGCCCAGAACAACCACAGCAUGCCCGUCCUGACCACCAACAGCCGCCAGCAGGAUGGAGGAGGGGGAGGAGGAGGUGGCGGCGGAGGAGGAGGGCUCAUGAACACACUCAAAAACGACCUGCAGUUAAGCGAAUCAGGCAGCGAAAGUGACUGACCAAUCACCAGCCAGGACAUCCGCUGUUUCCAUUUCUUUCCUUUCCAUCUUGAUCAGUUCUCUUUGUUUUGUAAUGCAAGCAGCAAUCUAUUCAGGGCACUCCUGCAUUUUGUUUUGUCUUUACAUGUCUGCCGAUCAAGUCUUAAAGCACUCACUGCGGUGAUUCAACACAUGAAACCUUGUCGUACAUAGACUUUUUUUUUUUAACCGCUGCCUCUGCUUAUUCGUUUGCUUAUUUCAUGUUACUAUUCACCCGCUGACCAAACUAUUCACUCAAUUCAUCAUUCAAGCUAAAUUAUGCUAUGUUAGCGACGUGGCUCAGGGUAUCCCCAAAAUUCUGUUCUCAAACAGGACCUGAAUUUCCAAACUCAAUCACAGAAACAUCAAUAAAAAUAACAUUUGUUAAAACUGGAACCACGAUCCGUUUUUGGUCCCAAUGCCAAGUUUUGGGAGAUCCCGUUGCCACCAUUGUGUGUUGCUAACAUUGCUAGCGCAUUUAGUUGUUGGUGUUGAUACUUGACUCUGUGGCUAGUAGCUAACAUUGCUAUAUAUCAAGUUAACACUACAGCUGGUUACCUCCAUGUCUUGUUAGCCAGCUGCUAGUGUGUCACCGAUGUAGCUACUUUUCUAUGUGGCUACUUGCUACCGAUGAUGUUGUACCCAGCUGAUAGUGUGUAGCCAUGACCCUCCAUUGGGUGGUGCCAAAGUGAAGCACUUAUCUUGUCGGUGUAUCGAGUCCCCUCGCUCGAUAGUUGCUACCGGUGCUAGUGUAUGUAGGCUCCGGUGUAGCUCGUUAGCUCCUUGGCUGCUUGUUUACUGUGCUAGCAUAUCUAUCUCAUUUCCAACGCAUGUUCUUACAUAUUGUGUUGCUAACAUUGCUAGCACAUGUACUUGUGUGUGUUGCUACUUGAUUCUGUGGUUAGUUCCCAAUGCUGCUAUCAUAUCGAGUUGACAGUGUAUCUAGCCACCCUCGCGGUUUGGUCCUAAUUAGCUAGUUGCUAGCACCUGUGGUUGACUAGUUGACUCCAUGGUCUGUCGCUAGCAGCUAGUUGCUAAUGUUGCGUGUGUAAUUGUUACAGAACAUUAGCUAAUUUUGUCAAUACCAUAGCCGUUCAAGGCUGAUUGCUAAUUUAGCCAAUUGCUAGCAUACCAAGUUGCCUCCGCGAUAUGGUGCUAAUGUAGCCAACUGCUCGCAUCUCUAGUUGCUACCGUAGGUAGUUGAUGAUCUAGCUGGCAGUGCAAUUUUUUUUUAAAUUGGUCUUGACCAGGUCAGUGGUGCCUCGUAGCUUUAAACCUGCAAUACUUGAAUCCGAAUCAUUAAUUUAUUUCUCCAAGCGGUGAAUGCCUAGCCUCAGAAUAAUAUAUGUGAUGUAAUUUUAGUAGUCGGCGGUUUCACCAAUCGGAAACCUGUUGGCACCGCUGAGCUCCGCCUUUUUUUUUUCUCGCUUGGGUCUUUUGAAAUGAACUGGUCCUGUUUGUAAAAGGAGAAAUAAAAUACUUCAAUUGGGUA
Hippocampus zosterae (dwarf seahorse) is the source of this 2437-nucleotide messenger RNA. It is a transcript of the gene eaf2, whose product is annotated as ELL associated factor 2. The transcript is spliced from 6 exons. Lineage: Eukaryota; Metazoa; Chordata; Actinopteri; Syngnathiformes; Syngnathidae. The record is from RefSeq and is a predicted model, not a curated record. The coding region runs from base 100 to 927 and encodes 275 amino acids. Gene Ontology annotation, molecular function: transcription elongation factor activity. Gene Ontology annotation, cellular component: super elongation complex. Gene Ontology annotation, biological process: positive regulation of DNA-templated transcription; regulation of transcription elongation by RNA polymerase II.